AUGGCCACAGGAAGAGUCCUGCUCAGCUCUCUCCUGCUCCUGUCCCUGCAGCUGGGCCUUGGCAGGGGCCGGGGUGCGCCAGGGGUUCUGGUGGUGGAGGGAGCGCUCUCGUCCGAGCCAGCAGCAGACAUAGCGACCGGGAGGCCACAGCUGGGUGCCCGCCUGCGCCGAGCCCCGGCUGGCCCUUGCCAGCUGCGGAGCUUGACCCUGCCGGUAGCCGAUCUGGGCCUAGGCUACGCUUCGGAGGAGACGAUCGUUUUCCGCUACUGCGCUGGCAGCUGUCCCCGAGGUGCCCACACUCAGCACAGCCUGACGCUGGCCCACCUGCGGAGCCAGGGCAGAGCCCAUGGUGGCCCCUGCUGCCGGCCCACCCGCUACACUGAUGUGGCCUUCCUGGAUGACCGCCACCACUGGCAGUGGCUGCCCCAGCUCUCGGCGGCCGCCUGUGGCUGUGGUGGCUGA
Pteronotus mesoamericanus is the source of this 462-nucleotide messenger RNA. RefSeq names its product persephin (gene PSPN). The record is from RefSeq and is a predicted model, not a curated record. Gene Ontology annotation, molecular function: receptor tyrosine kinase binding; glial cell-derived neurotrophic factor receptor binding; growth factor activity. The transcript is spliced from 2 exons. Bases 1 to 462 code for a protein of 153 amino acids. Lineage: Eukaryota; Metazoa; Chordata; Mammalia; Chiroptera; Mormoopidae.